AAUUCGAUACUAAGGUUAAGCUAUGUACAACAACAACAACAACACUCAACAACAACAACAAUGGCAGAAUUGCCGGAUCUUGGAAAACAUUGUAAUUUUGAACAUUGCAAGCAAUUAGAUUUUUUACCAUUUGGUUGUGAUGGCUGCGGUAAUACAUUCUGCUCAGAACAUAGAACAAAAGAUGCCCAUUCCUGUUCAAAGGAUAUGUUGACAUCAGCGGGCUGUGAAUAUACUGGAGCUAGAGGAUAUACAUGUAGUCUAACAGGAUGUAGUAAUAGAGAACUUACAGAGAUUUUCUGUGAUAAAUGUCAACAAGUAUUUUGUUUGAGUCACAGACAUGCACAAGACCAUGAUUGUAGUAAAUUAAAGGAAGAAUUAGUGAACACUGGUUCUAAAACUGCUGAACAUGUCAAUCAAAUCAUAGCUUCAAAAUCAGUGGUUGUUAAGAAAUCUCGAGUGAGUGCAAAAUCAAGUAAGACAGCAGCUAAAGUUGCUUUAAUGAAAAUGAAAAUGCAUGCUAAAGGAGAUAGUGGAUGUCCGGAGACGGAGAGAGUGUAUUUACGAGUGUAUCCACCUAGUCAAUACAACAAGGAACCACAGCCUAUGUUCUUCUCUAAGACAUGGAGUAUAGGAAGAACUGUGGACAGUAUAGCAUCAAGACUGGGUAUUCAAAAUAACAACAAUGUACAAACAGCAAAGAAACUACGAUUAUUCAGCACUGAUGAUGGAACUGUUCUACAAACAGAUUGUCAUAUAGAGAUGUUAUUAAAGCAGGAACUGAUAUUUAAUGGAUCAUCUGUGAUACUAGAAUAUGUUCACAAUAAUACUGAGAUAUUAGACCACUUAUCCGUCUAUAAAAUAUCAUGAUGAUUGUUAACAUAACACUGCUAAUGUUAUAAAUUUUACAACCAUUAUACUUCUGAAUUUAAACUGCUAAAUUUGUGUAAUUUUACAAUCUUUAAACUGCUAAAUUUGUGUAAAAUUACAACCUUUAAACUGCUAAAUUUGUGCAAUCUUACAACCUUUAAACUGCUAAAUUUGUGUAAUCUUACAACCUUUAAACUGCUGAAUUUGUGUAAUCUUACAACCUUUAAACUGCUAAAUUUGUGUAAUCUUACAACAUUUAAACUACUAAAUUUGUGUAAUCUUACAACAUUUAAACUACUAAAUUUGUGUUAUCUUACAACAUUUAAACUUCUAAAUUUGUGCAAUCUUACAAUCUUUAAAUUGCUAAAUUUGUGUAAAAUUACUACCUUUAAACUGCUAAAUUUGUGUAAUCUUACAACCUUUAAACUGCUAAAUUUGUGUAAUCUUACAACCUUUAAACAGCUAAAUUUGUGCAAUCUUACUUCAUGGAUGUGCAGGCUGGACUGGCUGUAUACUGGUGGCAAAGGUUUAUCACCUGGUUCUAGCAGGUCAGGGGAAUUUAUCAUUUAUAGUUGGAUAUCUUAAGAUGAUAUAUGAUGCAAACAUGUAAUGUUGUUUUAUGUUUAUUGAUAUUGAGUAAUUUUUGUAUCAAACCAAAGUUGCAAAAUAAAAGAUGAUAAACAUUAAAAAAAUUA
Messenger RNA from Ruditapes philippinarum (Manila clam), 1562 nucleotides. RefSeq names its product AN1-type zinc finger protein 1-like. Gene Ontology annotation, cellular component: cytoplasm. The record is from RefSeq and is a predicted model, not a curated record. Bases 61 to 867 code for a protein of 268 amino acids. Gene Ontology annotation, molecular function: zinc ion binding. The transcript is spliced from 8 exons. Lineage: Eukaryota; Metazoa; Mollusca; Bivalvia; Venerida; Veneridae.